AUGGGUGCGAUAACGAGCGCGGUGAUAGCAGUCGUUGGAGUGCUUUUGGGUUGGAUCACAAUAGAGAUCGCGUGUAAACCUUGUCUUGAAAAGGGUCGCGAAGCCAUUGAUCGAACUCUCAAUCCAGAUUACGAUCCCGACGACGAAGAAGACACCGCCAUUCGCGCCCCACUCAAUCCACCGGCCGUCUCUGACCACUCCUCCGCCCCCGCCGCUGCUUCCUCCAUCGCCGUCAAAGCCGGAAAGAAAAAUAGCGAAAGUGGAGAGAAUCCUUUGUUACUGUACAUAUAUGACAAGGGAGUAAACAUCGAGGUUUACCCACGUCAUUUAACAAAAGAAACUUUAAAAUGUGAAAUGAAGUAA
Messenger RNA from Sphenostylis stenocarpa, 363 nucleotides. The record is from the annotation of a GenBank genome assembly. Lineage: Eukaryota; Viridiplantae; Streptophyta; Magnoliopsida; Fabales; Fabaceae.